CCCUCUCAUCUUAAAUAUAAUGGAAAUUGUAGCAAAAACUCCCAACAACUCACUCUCAUUGCCAUGGAGAACAAGAAUUCACCUUCGUGUUCUAGCCUUCGCAAUCGACCUAGCUUGCCGUGCAAAUGGCACGGUGAACCGCAUACUUAUGAACCUUUUCCAAACCAAGAUCCCGCCUACAUUGAAACCUAUUGACGGUCUCAAGACAUACGACGUGGUCGUGAAUCCAAACCUAAAUAUUUGGUUUCGCGUAUACAUCCCUAUAGAACAUGCUAUUGAAGAUCUCCCGUUGAUUGUGUUUUUUCACGGUGGUGGAUUUGCCUUCCUUGCCCCUAACGUGAAAUUAUACGAUGAAACGUGUCGCAACUUUGCUAGAAAAUUGCCUGCCAUUAUUAUUUCUGUUGAUUAUCGUCUUGCACCUGAACACCCGUAUCCUGCACAAUAUGAUGAUGGAAUUGAUGUGUUGAAGUUUUUGGACGACGAAGAGAAUAGAUCAAUAUGUUUACUACAAAAUGCGAAUUUUUCACGUUGUUUUGUUGCUGGAGAUAGUGCUGGCGGAAACAUAGCUCAUCAUGUUGCUCAAAGAGCCUGCCAGACCAAAUUCAAACAACUCAAGGUGAUAGGCUUAUUGGCAAUCCAUCCGUUCUUUGGUGGAGAGAAGCGAACAAAUUCUGAAAAACAACUUGACGGGCGGGUGCCUAUGUUGACAACAAAGAGGACAGAUUGGUUUUGGGAUGCAUACUUGACCCGAGGUGAAGGCUGCAACCGUGAUCAUCCAAGCAUCAAUGUAAGUGGCCCACAGGCGGUGGACAUAGCAAAAUUAAGCGACUUUCCAGAAACCUUGGUGGUUGUGUCUGGGUUUGAUAUUCUACAUGACUGGCAAAAAAAGUACUAUGAGUGGCUGAUACAUUCUGGAAAACAAGCACAAUUAGUCGAAUACCCAAACAUGUUUCAUGAUUUUUUUUGGUUUCCAGAGUUACCUGAAACUAACCAAUUUUAUUUGGAUGUCAUAGACUUUGUUUACAAUGUUUUUAAUAAGGUAUGAUAUAUAUGUUGGGAUUUGUAUCCAUGUUUAAUAAUGAUUGAAUAUAUAUUUGUAGGUUAAU
Messenger RNA from Erigeron canadensis, 1106 nucleotides. Its product is annotated as probable carboxylesterase 18. The transcript has 2 exons. Gene Ontology annotation, molecular function: hydrolase activity. The record is from RefSeq and is a predicted model, not a curated record. Lineage: Eukaryota; Viridiplantae; Streptophyta; Magnoliopsida; Asterales; Asteraceae. Bases 20 to 1045 code for a protein of 341 amino acids.